Suillus discolor is the source of this 362-nucleotide messenger RNA. RefSeq lists its product as uncharacterized. The record is from RefSeq and is a predicted model, not a curated record. NCBI's taxonomy places the organism in Eukaryota, Fungi, Basidiomycota, Agaricomycetes, Boletales, Suillaceae. The transcript is spliced from 2 exons. The annotation marks the transcript as partial.
GCAAGGCCACUAGCAGAAUCAGAGCCACUGUUCAUCCCAUAUAACCUAGCACGAGUCAUGCAUUUCUCAUUCCUCCGAGUCGUCACAGUCGUCGCAGCUUUGACAAAAUCUACGUCUGUCACCGCCGCAAAGUGUGCGAUUAUAGGCCAGGCUUGUGGCACGACCAGCCCGACAGGCCUCAUAUGCUGCGAUGACCUUUUCUGUGGGCCUUUGCGCCUUGUACCAAUAGGAGUUCGGAAGUUCUUCCACAUACUGCGGGGAACCUUGAAAAUCCAGAUGUUUGGCAAACUGAGCAUGUCACAAUAGUGAGUCUUAUCUCUUUCGCGUUGGCACAGUGCUUUAUCACACGAUAUACAGUUCGU